CCCAGGUUGAUUGGAUCAUGGCUUGGAUGUUCCAGAGAGCUGUUUGGGGCUGUGUGUGUGCAGGACUGACCUCCAGGAGACAAUAUGGAAGCUACUGCAAAAUUUGACUUCAAUGCAACAGGAGAGGAUGAACUGAGUUUCCGGGCUGGGGAUGUUCUGAAGAUUUUAAGCUCUAAGGAAGAGUGGUACAAGGCUGAGCUGAAUAGUUAUGAAGGAUAUGUCCCAAAGAAUUUCAUAGAUUUUCACAGUCCCAGCUGGUUCCAUGAAGAAGUAUCCCGCCACAAGGCAGAGAAUAUGCUCAAGGGGAACAAAGUGGGCUCCUUCAUCGUCCGAGCUACUCAGAACCGUCCAGGCGACUUCUCCAUCUCUGUCAGGCAUGAAGAGAACGUGCAGCACUUUAAAGUGAUGAGGGACCCAAAGGGCAACUACUUUUUGUGGAGCGAAAAGUUCCCGUCACUAAAUAAACUUGUGGAAUUCUACAAGACUUCUUCCAUCUCCAGACACGCACAGAUCUUCCUGCGGGAUGAGACCCAGAAAGAACAGCAGGAAGCCGCUGUAUGGAACCUGGCUAAAAGGACACAGGAAGUGCUUCACCUGAAUGGAGGACAUGGGAAAGAAGCAGGAGCAUCAGGGCAUAACAAAGAUGUGGAUCAAUCAGCAUCUUGGCAGCAUAAGCAGGACCGACGUGGCAGGAGUCUGGACAUUCAAGAUACAUCUCAGAGCCAAAGACACCAUGGAGAAGGGAGUGGACCAUCUAUGUUCCGGAGACACACCGAUCCAGCACAGCAACCACAGCGAACACGAUGGGUCCGUGCCUUGUAUGACUUUGAGGCAGUGGAGCAUGAUGAGCUAGGUUUCUACGCUGGAGACGUCAUUGAAGUCCUGGACAACUCUGAUGCAUUCUGGUGGAAAGGCUCUUUACAUGGAAAAUUGGGUCUCUUUCCUGCCAACUAUGUAGGGCCAAUGUCCUGGUAAAUCUACAUGGUUUGUGACUGCGCCAUCUUAUCAAUAGCUUUCAUGGGCAAUCAUAGCACCAGCUAU
This is a messenger RNA of Lacerta agilis (Sand lizard), 1041 nucleotides long. RefSeq names its product GRB2 related adaptor protein 2 (gene GRAP2). The transcript is spliced from 8 exons. The record is from RefSeq and is a predicted model, not a curated record. Bases 85 to 975 code for a protein of 296 amino acids. Lineage: Eukaryota; Metazoa; Chordata; Lepidosauria; Squamata; Lacertidae. Gene Ontology annotation, molecular function: protein binding.